Psylliodes chrysocephalus is the source of this 330-nucleotide messenger RNA. The record is from the annotation of a GenBank genome assembly. Lineage: Eukaryota; Metazoa; Arthropoda; Insecta; Coleoptera; Chrysomelidae.
AUGGGAUUUUGUUCAAUUUUAACCUUCAGAUGUACUAUGUGUAAAUACGUUAGGACAGUAUCGACAUCCGAUAUUAACUGUGACAAAAAAAGAUUAAAUUUUGAGGACAAAAAUUACGGCCCAACGUGUGAAAAACCAGAUAUGUCUUCAGCAGAUUUUGAAGAAGCUAAAGCAUGUUUUCUAUCUUCGCUUCGAAAAGCAAAAGAGGAAAUCGAAUCCAUUGAAGCAAGAACCAAAGAGCAGGCUAACAAUUUUAAAUGGGUCGAAAUGCGAAAAACACCUUCACAUUUUGGAGAGAGUUUGCAUUGGUUCGAUCAAUUUUUUAAGUGA